AUGUCGGCGCUCUUUAAUUUGGAGUCCAUGAUCACCGUUAUCAUUCUCUGCAUUUGCACAUGUACCUACCUCAAGCCGCGUUUCCCUAACAUCUUCGACAACAAGAAAAACGGAUUCCUAGGCACACUUGGCAAAUUCGCAGUCAUCGGGGAUCGUCUGUCCUUAUACGUGUCCCUUGCCUGCGUCAUUCUGGCCUUCGUUAACCUAUUUCUGCGCUAG
Messenger RNA from Plasmodium knowlesi strain H, 219 nucleotides. Its product is annotated as protein kish, putative. The coding region runs from base 1 to 219 and encodes 72 amino acids. NCBI's taxonomy places the organism in Eukaryota, Apicomplexa, Aconoidasida, Haemosporida, Plasmodiidae. The record is from RefSeq and is a predicted model, not a curated record. The transcript has a single exon. Gene Ontology annotation, biological process: protein secretion; intracellular transport.